GAAGGGCCGGCUCCUCAAUCGCGCCGCGCCUUGCCUCUCGUGGACCAAGGAAGACCCUGGUAGUGGCUGCUAUUUCCUUCUGAAAUGUUGCGGACCAGGUUCCACCAUAAAUACGUUGAGCAUUGUGGCCACAAUCCUUUGUGGCAGAGGAAAUGCUGCGUCUCCUGAUGGCUGGAAGCUGACUCUGAUCCUCUUGGAUGGGUUGCUGCUCAGGGGGUCCCUCCCAGUGGACUUCGAUGAUGUCCCUCUCGGUGCGGCCCCAGCGACGCAGCCUGGCGGUCAGGAUCAAUAGAAGCCAAUCCUUUGCUGGGGUCAAUUCUACCCAGGAGAAGUCUUUCAGGAAUUUCCCUGCAUUCAGCACACCGACCGUCUCCAGGAAGUCUGGCUCCAGGGUCAGUAGGAUGUUCUCCAUGUCCCACAAGUCCCCUCCGCCCAAAGUGCCCCAGCCGGAACGACUCGACGAAGUGUACGAAGCACUCAAGAAGGGACUCACAGCUUACCUGGAAGUACACCAGCUGGAGCUGGAGAAGCUGACCACCCAGAUCCGUGAGUCCAAGAGGAAUUCCCGCUUGGGCUUUCUUUAUGACCUCGACAAGCAAGUCAAGUCCAUCGAGCGAUUUGUACGCCGCCUGGAAUUUCACGCUAGCAAGAUUGACGAGCUCUACGAGGCUUACUGCAUCCAGCGAAGGCUUCGGGAUGGAGCGCAUAACAUGGUGAAGGCCUACACCGCCGGAUCGCCUGGCAGCAAGGAAGCCCGGGAGAGCUUGGCCGAAGCGGGGAAGGGUUACAAGGAGUACACGGAGAAUAUGUGUCUCCUGGAAAGUGAGCUGGAGAGCCAGUUGGGAGAGUUCCACAUCAAGAUGAAAGGGUUGGCUGGCUUUGCUCGACUGUGUGCUGGGGACCAAUACGAGAUCUUCAUGAGAUACGGACGCCAACGAUGGAAGCUACGAGGCCGCAUUGAGGCCAACAGCAAGCAAGUGUGGGAUAGUGAGGAGGUGGUCUUCCUGCCUCUCAUCACAGAGUUCCUGUCUAUCAAGGUCACAGAGCUGAAGAGCUUGGCCAGUCACGUUGUGGUGGGGAAUGUCUCCUGCGAGACCAAGGACCUGUUUGCGGCGCUCCCCCAAGUCGUGGCAGUGGACAUCAAUGACUUAGGCACCAUUAAGCUGAGCCUGGAGGUGAACUGGAACCCCUUCGACAAAGAGGACCAGCCUUCCUCCUCCAGCUCCGUGAAUAAGACGUCUACGGUCAACAAGAGAUUCUCCAUGUACAACCAGAGUCCCCCUGACACGCCUUCCAUGCGGGAACAGGCCUUUUACAACAUGCUGCGGCAACAGGAGGAGCUGGAGAACGGGGCGGCCUGGUCCAUCUCUUCGGAGUCGUCGGACGACUCCUCCAGCCCCCAGCUGUCCGGAGGCGCCCGCCACGCCUUGCCCAGAUCCGUCGUGCAACCCGCCGUGCAGACCGCCGCUCCGGCCAUAGAGAUUGCCUUCACUCAGCCCGAGGACAAAGAGCCGCCCGCUCUUCAAGAGGAGGCAACCGUGGUCAACGGGCACGCGCCCUACACCCGGACUCUGAGCCAGAUCAGCGAAGCCAGUGCGGACCUGCCUGUGGCUGAGGAGGGGGAAUGCCUGGCCCCCAGGGACUCUCGUCCUCAGGAGCCGCCUUCCCUCGCAACACACGCUUUGCCUCAAAGUGCGGACUUGGCGUUGGACACUACGAUCAGUGAAGGUGAAGAGCAAGAGGCCGACACAAGUACGGUUGAGCCCGUGGCAGAGCGGCACAAGGAGCCUGCCUGCCCGGACCAGGAAGCCGAGGCGCCCGAGUCCUCGUUGACACCCCCAGCAGCCUCAGCAGGUGCCUCACAGGUGCCGAGGCCCAAACGUGCCGUGGACUGUGGCCUGGAGGAGGCCAUCAACUCCCUGGCCUCGGCUCUGGAUGACUACCGGGGACAGUUUCCAGAGCUGCAGACAUUGGAGCAGGAGCUGAAGCACCUGGAGGAAAUGAUCCUGCGGAAGGCGGGAGCGUGCCUGAGCCGGGCGUCCAGCACGAGCCUGACGGUGGAGCACGCCCUCGAGAGCUUUAGCUUCCUCAACACUUCGGACAACGAGGACUCAGAUGAUGAAGGGAGGACAGCCCAUGCCCAGCCCGCAUCGUCGAGCAGAGUCCUGGCGGCCGGAGAGGCUGCGACGGAAGAGGCCGCAGAGGAGGGCUCCGAGCCCAUGAGCACCGGCAACGAGUUCCUCGACCAAGCCUUAGUCUUGCACCUCAAGCACUGCAACCACUUGCUGCUGAAGCUGGGCAACUUUGGACCCCUCCGCUGCAGGGAGGCGCAUGCGCUGGACCGGCUGGGGAGGGAAGUGCCCGUCCUGGAAGCGGUGUGUCGGCUGGUGGAGGAGCAGGCCUGGCCCGCCGCCUCUUGCGCAGAAGUGGUCCAGUUCUCCACGUGGAAAGAGGGAGUGCUGUCUUUCUGGGACGGCUGCGUCACCGCCCCGAACGUGUACACCUGCCAGGUAGAAAGGCUCCUGCAGAUGCUCAGUUCGCAGUACGGGGCACGCAUCAACGAACACCAGCAAGGACUGGCAGACCCAGUCUGCGUGAAGCUGGUGGAGGAGCUCCUGCAGCGCCGUUUGCCCAGGCGCCAGGGGAGCUGCCAAGCGGAGCAAGUCACCCUCUUCCAGUAUUGGAGCCACUUUGAGGUCCUGCCCGUCUUGACGCUGGACGCAUACGUUCUGGAAUUGGCAGAAGAAGUUUUGCUGGCACAGAACCUGAACUCGGACGACCAAGACGUGGUCUUGAAAGCCCUGAAGCGUGUCCCGGAGAGCAGGCUCCGCAAAGAUGGGCUGAAGGCUUUGAGUUUGCUCCUCGUCGAAGGAAACAGCAAAGUCGUUGGGGCCGUGUCGGCACAGCUGCGGAGCCUGUCGGAGAACCCUGGCUUCCGGGAGCGGGCCCUGCUUUGCUACCUGGAGCAGCUGGAGGACGAAGAGGUGCAGGCGCGGAUUGCUGCCUGCGCGGCCUUGGGCUGCCUGAAGGCCAAGGAGGGUAUUGAGCAGCUGGUGUACCUGUGCCAAACGGACAAAGAGGCCGUGCGAGAGGCAGCCAAGCACAGUCUCAUGCUGUGUGGGGAAGACGGGAAAUCUGCUCACCGACGGCUGGAAGAGUCCCUCGACAGUUUGCCCCGGAUCUUUGCCCCGGGAAGCAUGGCGAGCACCGCAUUCUGAACAAGGGUGCCGCGUCCCUCCGCCCGCAGAUCGAUCCUUUGGGGGCGCAAACGCGACAUGCCAGAGAUCUUUCCACUCGCUCAUGCAAACUGGGUUCAAAUCAGCGUGCCACGGACUGGGAAGCUUUUGCCUCUCCACGCAUGCACACCCCGCAGUAUUAGCACCACUGACACACUACGGCCUUACACAGAGGGUGCCUUUUUCCUAGCUGCGCUCAUGGAGUUGACGUGGGCACAAGGGCGGUCUCAAGAGCGUGGGCUUCUUGCCUUUCAUCAGCCAGAACUAACACAAGAAGGAAGAAGGUGACAACAAUUGAGCACAAAAGCGGUAGCAGAACUCCCUGGGUUGCAAAGGCCGUCUCCCAUUUGAGUGGACACUUGGGAAAACCCUGGUUGUAUGUUCGAAAUCCCACUUCUGACCCACUUCUGCCUUCCUGAGGCCUAUGCACAUGGCAGGAAACGGGGUCCAAGGUAUAUUCUCCUAUAUAACACAAGUAGCUCUGUUGUUUGGGAGCCAAAGCGAGCACAAAGACUUCCAGAAGUUCUCCCCGUCCCGUUGGGCUGAGGAAGGGGUCAUUUUCAAUGGCGGGCGUGACGCGGAGGGGCGGAAAGAGCCGCCUCUCUUCAGCUGUUUUAUUGUUUUUUAUUUACACAAUUUGCGAGAGAAGGGGAUGGGGAGGUUGUAGACCAAGCAAAACGCCCCUUUUCUAUAAAAUACCUAUAAAUUUAUCUGUAUAUCUACAUAUAUAUAUAUAAAUAUAUAUAAUGUAAUUAUCAAGAGGUUUUGGCUAAUUUUGAUUUUAAGCCUGAAAUUAAAAAAAAAAGUUUGAGCAAAUAA
This is a messenger RNA of Anolis sagrei ordinatus, 4055 nucleotides long. RefSeq names its product RHO family interacting cell polarization regulator 1 (gene RIPOR1). Gene Ontology annotation, cellular component: cytoplasm. Lineage: Eukaryota; Metazoa; Chordata; Lepidosauria; Squamata; Anolidae. The record is from RefSeq and is a predicted model, not a curated record.